This is a messenger RNA of Spea bombifrons (plains spadefoot toad), 1138 nucleotides long. RefSeq names its product thiosulfate sulfurtransferase-like. Gene Ontology annotation, cellular component: mitochondrion. Lineage: Eukaryota; Metazoa; Chordata; Amphibia; Anura; Pelobatidae. Gene Ontology annotation, molecular function: thiosulfate-cyanide sulfurtransferase activity. The transcript is spliced from 2 exons. Gene Ontology annotation, biological process: transsulfuration. Bases 25 to 915 code for a protein of 296 amino acids. The record is from RefSeq and is a predicted model, not a curated record.
CCUCUCCGCAUUCGUCUCGGUAACAUGGCACAGCAAGUCUUCUGCCGGGCCACGGUCUCUGCCGGCUGGCUGUCGGGGGCUUUGAAGACCAGACCGCCUGGACCUGCUCUGAGGGUCCUCGACUCCUCGUGGUACGGCCCGGGGGGGAAAGACGCCCGCAAGGAGUUUGCGGAGAGACACAUCGAGGGGGCCUCGUUCUUCGACCUGGACCGGUGCUCGGACCGCAGCUCGCCCUACGAGAUGAUGCUGCCCGGCGAGGCUCAGUUCGCCAAAUACGUGAGCGGCCUGGGAAUCAACAACGAGAGCCACGUGGUGGUCUACGACUGCGACAGCUCGGGCAUGCUGUACGCCCCGCGGGUCUGGUGGAUGUUCCGACUCUUUGGCCACAACAAGGUGUCGGUCUUGGACGGAGGACUCAAGAACUGGCUGAGGCAGGGGCUGCCGGUCACGUCCCAAGCAACCGACGUGAAGCCCGAGGAGUUCCGGAGCCGCUUCAACCCAUCGCUGCUGAAGACCUUCGAAGACGUUCAGGAGAACCUCGCGAUCCGGGGGUUCCAGCUGGUGGAUGCGCGGUCAGAGGGCAGGUUCCGGGGCCCCGAACCCAAACCCGGAGAAGGGAUCGAGCCCGGACACAUCCCCGGCUCCGUCAACCUUCCCUUCUCCAGCUUCCUGACGGCGGACGGAUACGAGAAAUCUCCGGCCGAGAUACGGCAGCUGUUCCAGGAGAAGGGGAUCGACCUGACCAAGCCCCUGACCGCCACGUGCCGCCGCGGCGUCACCGCCUGCCACCUGGCACUGGCCUCCUUCCUGCUCGGCAAAGAGGACACCGCGGUCUACGACGGCUCGUGGUCUGAGUGGUUCCAUCGCGCGAAACCCGAGCACAAGGCGUUUGAGACGAGCAGAAGCAAAGCGUAAAAAAACGAACCCCGCUGGGGAGACGGAACGGCACGGCUGCCACGGACGGGCCGAACGCGGACGCCUGCGGGACCCCACACGCCAAACACGGAGCAGCGCUCUGAACGCUCUUACAUCAUUGUAAAUAUUACGUCAUGCGCGGCCCCGGGGCGGAAACACUUCGUAAAGCGAAGGUGGAGAUUAUUAUUUUGUGAUAAAAAAAAGAGUAAAUUUGGUAAAGAAA